Messenger RNA from Gaeumannomyces tritici R3-111a-1, 1614 nucleotides. Its product is annotated as SUMO-conjugating enzyme ubc9. The record is from RefSeq and is a predicted model, not a curated record. The transcript has 4 exons. Gene Ontology annotation, biological process: protein sumoylation. The coding region runs from base 113 to 841 and encodes 242 amino acids. Gene Ontology annotation, molecular function: SUMO conjugating enzyme activity. Lineage: Eukaryota; Fungi; Ascomycota; Sordariomycetes; Magnaporthales; Magnaporthaceae. Gene Ontology annotation, cellular component: nucleus.
GCACCUGCGACGACGCCUUGGGCUGGCUCCCGCACAAAUCCACAUCGACAGGUUUGUUCGUGAUAGCCACCGAGCAUCUGCACAGAACCCUCCGCCCACCACUUCUUCAUCGAUGUGGCUGGGAAGUUCCGUGCAGCUCUCGUCAUUCAACCGCUCAACAUCACUACCGCACCGUCACCGCGAUCAGCCUUCAUCCCGCUCCGGGCCGGCUCCGCUCCGAACCUCGAGCGCGACAACGCCCUUGUUGUGCAACCUAGCCUGUGAAGCUCUGCCCCGCGCCACAGCCAGAUCUCGUCCAGACCUCCAUCUCGAAACCUCGAACCGUCCAACCACCGCGCGCUCAAGAUCUGCGCCGAAACCCGCAACCAUGUCUCUCUGCCAGAACCGACUGCAGGAGGAGCGCAAACAAUGGCGGAAGGACCACCCGUUCGGCUUUUAUGCGCGGCCGCAACGCAACUCGACCGGCGUACUCGAUCUUAAGCUGUGGGAGUGCGGAAUUCCUGGCAAGGAGAAGACCAUCUGGGAGGGCGGUCUCUUCAAACUGACCAUGGCGUUUCCCGAAGAGUACCCUACAAAGCCCCCAAAGUGCAAAUUUGUCCCUCCGCUCUUCCACCCGAAUGUUUACCCGUCAGGAACCGUCUGCCUUUCGAUCCUCAACGAGGAGGAGGCCUGGAAGCCGUCUAUCACGAUCAAGCAGAUCCUCCUCGGUGUGCAGGAUCUGCUGAACGACCCCAACCCCGAGUCUCCAGCCCAGGCUGAAGCAUACAACCUCUUCAAGAAAGACCGCGUCGAGUACGAGAAGAGGGUCAAGCGGGUUGUGCGCGAGAACCCGGCCCCUUGAGCGGACGGAGCGGGACUGCCCGUCACGGUGCUUUUAGGGAGUGACACAUGCCCCAUCUUGCCUAAUCGUCGACUUGCGACUCGAGACGGCUAAAGAAAGACGGGAGCUGUCCCGACUGGGUAUGGAAUUCUCGGCGUUCUCGGAAUACCAGAUGCGGCGUUUAAUGUUCUGGCGUUUAGGAGGGCAACAGUCACUUCUGCUUACUCUUUUUGGUCUUGGACCCGCUGCGCGCCACUGGAUAACUGCUCACGAUAUUCACUCGAACCGAUCUUCUAGUUAACAUUCUUCUAACCACCGCCUCUCAUCGGCUACUGCGUAGUCAUAUAAUUACGAACUGGAAGUAGUCUCAUUUGAUGCUAUUGGGUCCAUUGCAGCAACCCCCACUGUAACCCCGCAGUCUAUACUGCGAUGAGAUGGAAUUCCGUGCUAAGCGGUUUGUUGGCUUGUUUUGAGCUAGUUGUGGCGCGUGGGAUUUACACACCAAAAAGGGAUGCUCCCACACAGGGGAGAGUAUGGGUGCCGAAAUACGGCAUGUGUAUCAUUUUUAUGAAAGCAUACGCGGAUCGCGGCAAAAUGUGACGUACUGGUGGAUUUAAAGGCAUCCAACGAGUUGGCAGUCGAUAACCUUGCUAUUGAGAAGCGGAUAAAAGGCUCUUCCACUCGGGCCAGCCCGGUAUCUUCCAGCCUCUAUGUUGGCACUUUCUAGCUUAUCAGUACUAGAAAUGAUAAUGAACCGGCGGUGAAAACUAGCAUUCCAACGGUUAUAUAAAGAG